Messenger RNA from Zea mays, 2001 nucleotides. RefSeq names its product lysine histidine transporter-like 8. NCBI's taxonomy places the organism in Eukaryota, Viridiplantae, Streptophyta, Magnoliopsida, Poales, Poaceae. The record is from RefSeq and is a predicted model, not a curated record. The coding region runs from base 293 to 1846 and encodes 517 amino acids. The transcript is spliced from 5 exons.
CCCAUUUUCUUUAAUUUGCCCGCACAAACCCAUAUAUCCCACCAUACAAAAGCGCAUAACAAGCGGCUCGCUGGCGGCACGACGUCGUCCACACCGCCGCCGCGCCGCCGCAUGGCAUGACUCAUCACUUCACCAACCCUGUGCAUGAUCCAGUGGGAAAUGAAAUCCACCUAUAAAUCUCGCGUCCCGCGAACCGACCCGGCCGGGACUCGGUACCAACCAACGCACCAGCCACAAGUGACAAGUCCAAUCACCAACAGGCCGCGUGCGGGCAGCGGCCGGCCACUGCACCAUGUCGUCCAGCAGGGAGGUGAUGGUGCUCAGCGACAGCGAGGUGCAGUCCGCCCCGCCAACGCCGCGACCACCGCAGCCGGUGUCGGCCCCGCCAUCGCAGAUACACAUACACUCCCCGUCGCCCGCCCGCUCGCCGCUCGCCAGCCCGGUCAGGAAGGCGGUGGCGGGCGUCAAGGGCUACCUGGAGGAGGAGGUGGGCGGCCACGUCACGCGGCUCGCGGACCCGCGCGACGCCUGGCUGCCCGUCACCGAGUCCAGGAGCGGCAACGCCUACUACGCCGCGUUCCACAGCCUCAGCUCCGGCAUCGGGUUCCAGGCGCUCGUGCUCCCCACGGCCUUCGCCUCCCUCGGAUGGACGUGGGCGAUCAUCUGCCUGACGCUGGCGUUCGGGUGGCAGCUCUACACGCUGUGGCUGCUCGUCAGGCUCCACGAGCCUGUCGCCGGCGCCACCCGCUACAGCCGCUACAUGCACCUCGCCACCACCGUCUUCGGCGACAGAUGGGCCAAUAUCCUGGCGCUGCUCCCGGUGACGUACCUGUCGGCGGGGAUCUGCACGGCGCUCAUCAUCGUCGGCGGCGGCAGCAUGAAGAUGCUGUUCGGCAUCGCAUGCGGCGGGUCGUGCCUGGCGCGGCCGCUCACCGCCGUGGAGUGGUACCUCGUCUUCGUGUGCGCGGCCGUGGUGCUGUCCCAGCUCCCCAACCUCAACUCCAUCGCCGGCGUGUCUCUGGUGGCCGCGGCCGCCGCCGUCGCGUACUGCACCAUGAUCUGGGCCGUGUCCGUGGCCAGGGGUAGGGUAGCCGGCGUCUCCUACGACCCCGUCCACAAGGCCCCCGACGACGACGUGGACGCCGCACUCGGCGUCCUGAAUGGCCUUGGCAUCAUUGCCUUCGCCUUCAGGGGCCACAAUGUGGUGCUGGAGAUCCAGGGCACGAUGCCGUCGACUCUGAAACACCCGUCUCAUGUGCCCAUGUGGAAGGGCGUUAAGGUAGCAUACGCCAUCAUUGCGCUCUGCCUGUACCCCAUCGCCAUCGGUGGCUUCUGGGCAUACGGCAACCAGAUACCUCCCAAUGGCAUCCUGAGCGCCCUGUACAAGUUCCACAGCCGCGACGCGUCCAGGCUUGUGCUGGGGGUCACCACGCUGCUGGUCAUCAUCAACUGCCUGACCACGUACCAGAUCUACGCCAUGCCGGUGUACGACAACAUGGAGGCCGGGUACGUGCACAAGAAGAACCGGCCGUGCCCGUGGUGGAUGCGCUCGGGCUUCCGCGCCUUCUUCGGCGCGGUCAACCUCCUCGUCGCCGUCGCGCUGCCGUUCCUGUCGGAGCUCGCCGGCCUCUUCGGAGGGAUCUCGCUGCCGGUCACCCUGGCCUACCCGUGCUUCAUGUGGGUGGCGAUCAAGAAGCCGCGGAAGGGCACCGCCACGUGGAACGUCAACUGGGCGCUGGGAAUCCUUGGCAUGAGCAUAAGCCUUGUCCUCAUAGUCGGGAACCUGUGGGGUCUCGUGGAGAAAGGCAUGCGGGUCAAGUUCUUCAAGCCUGCCGAUUUCCAGUGAUAAAAAGAUGCAGAUUUGUCACUCAGUUGGAUUCGUAAUCGUAAUGCAAUGCUUUUAGAUAUGUUGAUUUCUUCCUCAGGAAUGUAUAAUGUUAUGUACAUAUUAGCAAUUUGCAAGAAGCAACGUCGACUGACACUCGUGGUCGUGCCUUGUGA